GCCCCGAUCGAGCGCUGCUUGGAAGAGGAACUCCAUCUCCCUGAGCCCGCAGCCGUGCAGAGCCACCGGGUGCUGCCGAGCCCUCCGCAGGCGGCUCUGUCGCUGGCGGAGAUCGCAAAGCUGUGCCGGUGAUGUCCCCGCAAUAGGAGUCUGAGUUCGGCGGGCUGUGGCCUCCAAAAUGGAUUUCCUCUGGAUCUGCCUCAUCCUUUUGGCAGUGGUGCUGCCUGAAGGCAGCCUGGCAGACCUGGAGAAGCAGAGGAUGGGCUCUGGAUUGGAGAUCUAUAAGAAACUGUUCGAGGUGAAGCGCAAGGACCAGAUGAAUGCCCUGAAGAACCUCAUAGAGCUCAAUGACAUUAACCAACAGUAUAAAAUCAUUGACAUCAUGCUCAAGGGACUCUUCAAAGUGCUGGAAGACUCCCGGGCUGUACUCAUAGCUGCAGAUGUGCCACCAGAUGGGCCUUUCCCCCAGGAUGAGAAGCUGAAGGAUGCGUACUCCCAUGUGGUGGAGAACACAGCCUUCUUUGGGGACGUUGUGUUGCGCUUCCCCAAGAUUGUGCACCACUACUUUGACCGCAACUCCAACUGGAACAACCUGAUCCGCUGGGGCAUCGGCUUCUGCAACCUGACGGGCGUCUUUGAGCAGGGGCCCCACUCCCAGCUCCUGGGGCUGAUGGCUCAGGAGCUGGGCAUCAGUGAGAAGUCCCCCAAUUACCGCAACCCCUUCAAAGCUGACCACUCUGAGUUCUUCCCCAGCGCUGACACCUUCCAGAAGGCGCUGCGCGAGGAGGAGAAGCGGCGCCGCAAGGAGGAGAAGCGCAAGGAGAUCCGCAAGGGCCCGCGCAUCUCUCGCUCGCAGUCUGAGCUGUAGGCCCGGGUGGGCCGGGACCUGCAUCGAUGCAGCCGCUCCCACCCAUGGCUGGGCUGGGGAUGCCCUGCCAGCCGCUUCUGUGAGUUUCAGGGUGGAUUUUUGUUUUUCAGUCGAUGCGGCCCAGUGGUCCCACGGCCCCAAAGUGGGGCUAUCCCUGAGCAACGGGCGCUGGGGCACCACUCGUCAGAUGGGUGCAAAGCCGUGUGCUGGGGACGGGGCAUGCGUUGUUUUUCUGGAAUAAAUCGGAACGGUUGUUAUUUU
Molecule: messenger RNA, 1129 nt
Organism: Lagopus leucura (white-tailed ptarmigan)
Lineage: Eukaryota; Metazoa; Chordata; Aves; Galliformes; Phasianidae
Gene: CCDC134
Product: coiled-coil domain containing 134
Exons: 7
Coding region: 179-868 (229 amino acids)
Source: RefSeq, a predicted model, not a curated record